UUCGAUCUACCAACAAUGGACGAAAAUCGCAAGCGCAAGGCUUCGGAAGAUAUUGAGGAAGGGAUUGUUUGUCCAUAUUUGGACACGAUUCAGCGAUCGUUGUUAGAUUUCGAUUUCGAGCCGGCAUGCAGUAUUUCAAUGCAAACAGGCCCACACAUUUAUGGUUGUCUCGUUUGCGGCAAGUACUUUCGCGGACGUGGAAUCCAGACACCAGCUUACACACAUUCAGUAGAAGAAUCGCACUUUGUGUUUGUGCAUUUGACUAACGGGACAUUUCACUGUCUGCCGGAUGAUUACGAAAUUAAAGAUACGUCACUAGUCGAUAUUCAAGAUGCAUUGCAUCCGAAGUUUUCCCCGAGCGAAAUUCGAACAAUCGACACCCACACAGAGCUCAGUCGGGACCUCUUUGGACGACGGUACCUGCCAGGCUUUGUUGGCUUGAAUAACCUUCACAAAACUGACUGCGUGAAUGCCGCCGUACAGGCACUGGCACAUGUCCAGCCAUUGCGUGAUUUCUUUCUAUCGAAAAGCCAUAACGAGUCACUCCUGUCGUCGAAAAAAUCCCAAGCGUCGAACCGACUUGCUCAUCACGUGGCACAAUGUUUCGGAGAGCUUGUGCGUAAAAUUUGGAGUUCUAAGCGUUUUAAAUCGACGGUCGACCCCCACAUGCUGAUCCAAGCAAUUGCCACUGCCUCGAAAAAACGCUUCAAAGUCGGUGUACAGGCCGAAGCGGGGGAACUUGUGGCGUGGUUGCUGCAUCGGUUGCAUGUCGGGACAGGUGGAGGUCGUAAGGCUGGUAGUAGUAUUGUGCACAAAACAUUUCAAGGGAAAGAAGGUCUCAAAAUGAAUGAUCAAGAAGUGUUAGUAGAAAUUGAAGAAACCGCCACCGAUACACACUUUCUACAGCUCACUUUAGACAUACCGGAAAAGCCACUAUUUCGCGACGAAGACGGUGGUUUGGUCAUUCCACAAGAACCGCUGGUGUCUGUUCUGAAAAAAUUUGAUGGUGUUACUUUUUCAGAUGCCCUCAACCGCAGCGGCGUGGCCCAACGGAAGCGCUACCAACUCCUAAAACUACCGGACUACUUAAUCUUACACUUGGCUCGCUUCAAAGACAAUCGGUAUACAAAAGAAAAAAACCCUUCAAUUGUCAUGUUUCCGGUAAAGAACCUUGAUCUUGGCGAGUACGUGCACAAGGAAAAACAAAGUCUACCAACUGAGGAGCAAAUUCGAGGAAUGACUGUACGUCAGAAGUACGAUUUGGUUGCGAAUAUAACGCACGAGAGUCCUGCUGACGACGGCCACUACAAGUGCCAUGUGCAGCAUCAAGCCACGCGACAGUGGUAUGAAAUUCAAGACUUGCACGUUCAAGAGAUUAUGCCGCAGCAAAUUGGACUUUCCGAAUGCUAUCUUCUGAUCUUUCGAAAGUCAGGAUUGUAAGUAAAUACUAGAUUUCAAAACUACCAACCUUCAAUGAACUUUAGAGACGUAGUCUUUGUCGGGUCCUGAAAGAGCCGGUGGAACAGCCAAGAACAGUCCAUAAAUAUCCAUGUUCUUACGAACAAAUGCUGGAUCCAACUCCUGCGCUCGACACCAUUUCAAUGCGGCUUGUUCCAUACGCUCUCGUCUCUGCAAUGCCGUGUCCGAUUGAGAAGGCAAGUCGCUGUCUUCGUUUUCGUCUUCUUCGUCCGUCGACCGUCCCCACGGGAGUGACGACGGAAAGAAUGCACGAUCUCGUUGCGUAUUGGGAUCCU
Messenger RNA from Phaeodactylum tricornutum CCAP 1055/1, 1754 nucleotides. RefSeq lists its product with no specific name. The record is from RefSeq and is a predicted model, not a curated record. Gene Ontology annotation, biological process: mRNA processing; protein deubiquitination; spliceosomal complex assembly. The coding region runs from base 16 to 1440 and encodes 474 amino acids. The transcript has 4 exons. Lineage: Eukaryota; Bacillariophyta; Bacillariophyceae; Surirellales; Neidiaceae. Gene Ontology annotation, molecular function: zinc ion binding; cysteine-type deubiquitinase activity.